AUGUCUAAGGGUUUCAGUAACCAGAUAAAAGAGUCAAAUAUGAACGUGGUCCUGUUGGAUGGAGCCCAGCAUAUGAUAACAUGUACCCUACUAGAGUAUUUAGAUAAAAUUAUUAUAAAUAUGGCUGUUGACGGUGAAAUAGAUAUUUCAUAUGAUAUACAGGUUCCCGAGCUAAAUGUCAUUGAGAAACCAGUUAGAAAGUAUGACCACGACUUUGAAGAUGAAGAAGAAGAAACUAGGGAUGAUAGAAUACCGGUGAAAGAAGAAGAAUGUUUAAAUAGCACAAUUAUUCCGACAGUGCUAAUUGGUGCUGGUCACACACUGAAAAACCAAGUGUUGGCUUCACAGAUUGGCCAUAUGAUGGCUCAACACACUAACAAAAAUAUCAUUUUAAAUAUGUCAGGGAAACUAUUUGGGAAGCCUAGUGCUCAAAGUGAAUACCACGAAAAGGACAGCGAGUUAUUAACUAUGGCCAAGCACCUGAUUGCACAGACAUACCUUGUAUAG
This is a messenger RNA of Pichia kudriavzevii, 507 nucleotides long. RefSeq lists its product as uncharacterized. The transcript has a single exon. The coding region runs from base 1 to 507 and encodes 168 amino acids. Lineage: Eukaryota; Fungi; Ascomycota; Pichiomycetes; Pichiales; Pichiaceae. The record is from RefSeq and is a predicted model, not a curated record.